This is a messenger RNA of Mytilus californianus (California mussel), 1310 nucleotides long. Its product is annotated as carbohydrate sulfotransferase 11-like. Lineage: Eukaryota; Metazoa; Mollusca; Bivalvia; Mytilida; Mytilidae. The transcript has 4 exons. The record is from RefSeq and is a predicted model, not a curated record. Gene Ontology annotation, biological process: carbohydrate biosynthetic process. The coding region runs from base 96 to 1136 and encodes 346 amino acids. Gene Ontology annotation, molecular function: sulfotransferase activity. Gene Ontology annotation, cellular component: membrane.
GAAAAUCUCCUCGGUAUUUAUUCACAUAUUUAUUAUUUGCAAGUUUUUAUUUCUUAAUUAGAUGUAAAUUGGAUUUACCGCUUUCUAUAACGAAAAUGUACACCAAAAAGAAUUUGUUUGUAUUCCUAGGAAGUUUGGUAUUGAUAUGUUCUACUUUCAUGCAUUUAACUACGAGGACGUACAGAGAAAUGUCAGAAAACUCGUCACUUUCCAGAAGACAGGAAGUUAAAGAAGUAUUUAAAAUAAGGAGGAAAUAUCAGCAACGCUAUAACUCAACAUUGGACUUCGGUAAGUUUAAAGCGGCAAUCAGAAAAAGAUUUGACAACGUUCAAAGAAAAUGUGAAAAAUUCGAGAGAAAACAAAGAUCGGUACAUGUUUUACCUAAGCAUAUCUUAGGUCGUAUCAUUGUGAGCGAUAAGUAUCGUUUCUUGAUGUGCUUGAUUCCAAAAGUAUCUUCUACAACAUGGAGAAGGAUAUUUUUACAAUUAUCAGGAAAAUUUACAGACAAAAGAAUACAAAAACUAACCAAUCAUGCCAUAUUUUAUAAAAUGUAUAACCAUUAUAAAACAUUGCAUCAUUACAACAAGAAAGAAAUCGAUUUUCGAAUAAAAAAUUAUACAAAAGUUAUUUUUGUUCGCAAUCCGUUUGAACGAAUAUUAUCAGCAUACAGAAGUAAAUUCGUUAACAGUAAUCAAUUCCAUAAAAAGUAUGGUACCAAAAUUAUAUCAAAAUAUAGACACAAUGCUACAAAGCGUGAGAAGAAAAGAGGAGCUAAUGUUACUUUCUUGGAAUUUCUAAAAUAUAUAACUAUGACUAAAAAUAAUCACAAUUUUCACUGGGCAACAUAUUGGAGUGUAUGUGCUCCGUGUGCGAUCAAUUAUGACUAUAUAGGGAUGUUCGAAAACUUAACAAUGGAGUCUGCUGAUUUUCUCCAAUAUGUUGGUGCUAAAGGAGUUAAAUUUCCAAGACGAGAUUUGUUUUAUAGUAAAAGUAAAACAACAAAGGUUACUCAGAAAUAUUAUUCCCAUAUACCACCAAAACAUUUAGCAGCCAUACGAAGAAUUUACAAAAAAGAUUUUACUUUAUUUGCAUUUCACAAUUCGGACAUUAAUAAUUUAACAAGUAAAUACGCUUGAGAAAAAGAAAAAAAGCUAGUCUAUGAUUCAAUCUGAUUGAUAUACAGAUUCCAUGUCAACGCUACGCUUGGAUUAAGUGCCAAAUUCAUAACUGCUAAAGAUUGGUGGAAAAAUAUCUAUAAGCUUGAAUUUCGUUACUGGAUACAUUUAUAUAAAUAAACUGUUCAAGAGGUA